GGGAUCGAUUUAAGUUUGGAUAAGAUCAUUUCUUGUACUCAAAUGAUCGAGAUAAACAACUACCACCAGGACGUACUGUAAUCGGGGUCUUGCCAAUGGCUUUGGUGACAAUACAGCGGUCACCUAGCCCAAGCAAUGACCCAGACGCGGAUGAUCCUGAUGGAGCGGAAGAAGGGGCAAGUGGCCGGUCACCUCUUCGGAAUAGAAGGACGAGUAAAUCGACUCUUCAGAAACUGCGGAAGUUUUUCCACACUGUGCGCUUUAUCACAAAGCUUCGACCUUGUCUGAGUGAGAGCUACUUCACGGUCAAAGGGACAGCACUCAUCCUGCCUCAGAGUGAAUGUGCUCGUAAGACUUCCAAGAAGAGUCAUGGAGGAGAUAUUCAGCAACACCUUCAGUCCAUGCUUUACUUGCUGCGGCAUGAAGACAGAAUCAAAGUGGCGGUCAAGCUGGAGCAGACUGGACAGGGUCACCAGCGGUACCUGGCGCUCGUGUCGACGGUCGGCCGCCAGGACACGGAGGAAUCGGUCAUCCUGGGAAUCGACUACACAGACCGUGCCAGCGUGGGGCUCGUGCUGCCCCUGUGGGCGGGGACCAAGAUCAAACUCAAUGGGGAUGGUGGUUUCAGUGUGAGUGUUGAUGACAAGAUCUACUUGUUUAAACCUGUAUCCGUCCAGGCAAUGUGGUCCGCCCUGCAGUGUGUCCAGAAGGCGGUCAGUCUGGCGGAGGAACAGAGAUACAUCCCGGGGGGGUUGACUCACACCUGGGUCGAGUACUACAACGCCAAGAUGGACCGCUCCGACUGCACACUCUUCAGACAGUGGCGUGUUAUGGAGGGAAUUGAAAUCUUUGGACCCAAUGCCGUCACUGAUUCUGAUGAUGACAAUAAAGCCAUGCAGCUGAAGAUCAGCGCCAGUCUGAAGGAAGUGAUGAUGUCCGUGGAUCUCGAUGAAGCCACAUCCAAGUCCCUGCGCACAGCUGUGGAGGAAAAGUUGGGAAUGUCUCUCAGUGACUACCGGAGUUACUUCGACUCGGAGAUGAUCCGAAUCCUCGGCCAGAUGGACUCGCCCACCAUGAUCCUCGACUUCCUGUUUCUCGGAUCCGAGUGGAAUGCAUCGAAUCUUGAGGAACUACGGAGCAAUGGUAUUGGCUACAUUUUGAACGUGACGCGUGAAAUUGACAACUUCUACACUGGGAUCUUGUCGUACAUGAAUGUGCGAGUCUACGAUGAACCGGAGUCCGAGCUGCUCAAACACUGGGAGAAGACGUACAAAUACAUCAACAAGGCCAGAAAGCAUGGGUCUAAAGUGCUGGUCCACUGUAAGAUGGGAAUCAGUCGAUCAGCUUCUACUGUGAUAGCCUACUUGAUGAAGGAGAACCGGUGGUCUCUGGAGAAAGCGUUGGAGUUUGUCCAAGAGAAGAGAGGUGUCAUCAAUCCCAACUCUGGUUUUCGUGAACAGCUCACGACAUAUGAAGGAAUGCUAAAAGCCAGUGACCAGCGUCAUGUGUUCCACUCGACAGAGCCAAGCCUGGGCAAUGUUGAUGAGGAAGACGAGGAGGUGCCCCCCGCGAACGAAGACAUUUUUUUAGGAGGGGGUCUGUUUCACUCAUCCCCUGACUGGCCACAUGACGAGCUGGCCUCGGAAGAGGAGAUCCUUCGCCGUCUCAAACUAGAGAAAGGUCAGGGUGAUAAUGACGAUGUGAUGAUGGAAGCAGACCUCGAAACUGGAUCCCGUAGCACAGACUCCCUGGAAGAGUCCCUGCCUGACAUCCCCUCCCCCACCCCGGACCAGGACCUGAAGAAGAAGACGACAUCUUCUGGUGAAUACCACUUUCAGCCGGAUCUCACUGGUUGUUUCAUCGUGAGUGGGGCGGUGGCAGGAAGCGAACCUGCUGUGAUGGACGAAUCUUCAGACGGAAGUACCGAUGACGAACUCAUGGACUGUGGGGAGGACACCCGGGAGGAAACGGCAGCAGGGUCUGAGGUGCCUGUUAUUGUGGAGCCUGUGCGGGAGCUGCUGUUUGUCGACACGUCGGCCGGUCAGUCGAGAAUCAAACCCGACAACAGCUGGAUCAAACUGGACAUCGACACCUCGGAAUCCACCGAUGACCCGGCUGCUGGUGAAGAUCAACAAGACGCUAGUAAACCGGUGUUCAGAAUCUCGGACGACGCCGAGUCUCCAGUGGCAGAUGUGUCCCACCCAGAGACCUACCUCAGUCAGGCAGUGGUGCCUAAUCUGGUGAGACCCACUGACAAAUCAGAACUAACCGCCGCAGCAGAGAGUGUGACAGACUCACCACAUGACCAUGUUGCCUUGGAUGCGACAGAGACGGUUAGUGAACCGAUAAGCGAUGUGGAUGAAGUGACUCUACAUGCGGACGAUGUCAGAGAGUCAGGUGUUGAUGAUGAGACUUGCACCUCAUCUCUGUUGGACAGACAGAUGGAGUUAGGAGUUAAACAGUAUUAUGCUCAGGAGCAAAUACCCUGGUUCCCGGGAACAGUUCAGAAAAUAAAACAGGAAAUCUGCAAAUCCACGGUCGCGUGUCAGCCAUGUGACGGUGCUGUUGUGGACGGUGCUCACUUCGAAGGGAGUCUGGAGUCUGAGAGCGAGGUGUUGGUGUCGGCGUAUGUUACAGCAGUUAACACACAGGAGCUGCACACGUCCCGGAGCUGUGUGGAGCUGCACACAAUGGAGGGGAUGGAGCGCCCGGCCAAGAGGAGGCGGCGCCCGGUGUCGGUAUAUGAGAAGGAGGAAAUCCCUCUACAGCAGGGGCUAGUCAGGAAAACCACACUGGAGAUCGAGGAGAAACACAGACUGUUCAGUGGAGAGGCAGACCGGAUUCUGUUUGGUGAUAUGAAACCCAUCCAGCGGUCGGCCAGUCUGAAGGAGGAAAGAUCAUCUUCGAAAUCUCGCAGAUCAGAGAGAAGGAAAACAUGCGGGCCAAUUAUGUCUCCACCCAUGUUAAAAUCUCAGCCAGACUUUCGUGUGGACGAUACGCAUCAGCAACAAAUUGCCACAGCUGAUUUAUGUGUGGACACUUGUUUAAAUGUGAACGCUGUUGAAAGUGCUCCAGUGUGUGAUUCUGAGACUGUUGUAGAAGAUAAGAUAUUAAUGAGAAGUGAGGAUGUGCAGUGCGAGAGAGAGAGUGAUAUGGAGUGUGGCAAGUCAGAAGAAUUCCUCGUCAGGUAUGGAGACGAACUUGUUCCCUUGGUGAAAGGAAAAGUAAAGAAACAGACGCAAGAUUUCGAGAGUAUGACGGAGACCGAGAAGAGUGAUUUACUGACAUCAAGUGAACAUAAAGAACCAAGUUGUUCCGUGGACGGUGACGCGACGUGUAGCACUGUUAGUGAUGUUAGUGCUUCUCAUAACAUUCCCAGAACUGUGUCGUGUGACAAGCAGCCAUCGGUUGGUAUGUCAAAACUCACUGACAGGUGGAUUAGUGUGAUGGACGAUAAAUCUAAACCAGAACAGCCAAAUGUGACAAACUGUAUUUCGAAACCUUCGUCUGCGAAGGCCACCAAGGAAAACAGUCCCUUUAACGACGAGACUCUAGCCCUGAUCCGGGAGAUUGGGUCGGUGUUGGUGAACAGUCCGGCUAAAUCGGCGUCUGAUGAUGCUGAAGCCGAGAAACUGGAGUGCAGCAAUGUGAAGAUGGUGGUGCGGCAGAUUGAGAAGCAGCAGGGUCAGAACGUGAAGAAACAUCACCGCGAGAUCAUCAUCAUCGAGGAUACAUCCAGCAAGAACAGCUCCUCCUCCUCCUCCGCGAGAUCGGCAGACUCCAGAGACCGAGGAGGCAGCGUGGAGAACUGUUCUUUUACCAAAGCUCCGUCCAUCGUGCAGUCGGCAGGCAGCGUGUUCGGCCUACAGGGCUUCCAUUCUACAGACACGGCGCAGCAAAUCAAAAACAGAACGGUCGAAGUGUCGGGCAACAAAGAUGAUGUUUAUCAUCCUAAUCCUCAUCUUCAGAGAGGAAAGGAUUCUGGCGUGGUCAGUUCUAACAGUUCAGACAGCGGUUCGGCAGAUAGAAGAAAUCUUUGUUUGAACUUGUCGGGAGAUCCGGGGCUGCGAACUGAAGCAGAAAAAAGACUGUCACAGGAUGAGGUGUUGGUGGAUGAUGUGGUCCAGGCUCCAAGAGUCCAGAGUCCAGGAUCCUCACCGAGGAGUGAUUCCGAUCAUUCGGUUGUCAGACAUCUCGUCGGCCGCUUUGAGAAAGAUGUUAAAAGUCCCGUUUUGGAAAAAGUCGAGUUCGUGACUGCUGGAAAAGCCAGCAGUGAAAGUCCCACCUCUAAAGACGCAGCAGCUACUGACAACACAGGCAGCAUCUCCACAGAAUCUCUGUCUUUCCAGACAAGGAAAGACUCCUUGAAGAGCUCUACUAUGUACAGAUCAGGGCCCAAGUCCUCAGAGAAAACCUCGCCACGGUUGACCAGGCCUAAGUCUGCAGACCAUGCAGAGUCAAGGCAGUGUAAAUCUUCCGUGGAGCAGUUGAGGUUGAAGAGACAGGGAAACGUUACGCAGUGGCUUCCUGAGGGCACGGAGGUGCAUCAGUUUGGACAGCAGGUCGAGCCUGAUGAGUGUCGCAAAGUGCGAUGUCUACAAGGAAAAAGCCACCCACUUACUAAACUGAAUUCUAGACUAGGAUCCAACCCCUUCUAUAACACUAUGUAAAUCACAACCCUUAAUUAUAUGGUUCAGGACAGUUCCAUUUUUAUUUUAUUAUUAACACUAUUUAUUUCCAUUUUUAUUAACAGAUUUGUGAACAGACACAGCUAUCCCAGGAAUGAUCACAUGGGGAAUGGGCCAAAGUCGUUUUAAAAAUAUUAAGUUAUUCAGUACAGAUAAAAAGGCAUCCCAUUCCAGCCGUAGAAAUGUGAGUUUGUUCAUUUCUGAAUAAAUGAAAAAAUUACAACAUCAGGGAAUGUCACAUCUGAUGACGUCAUUUUAUAUUGAUACUUGGAGCAUUGUUGCUCAAGAACAAAAAACAAAAUUUGUUUUGUAUUUGUAUUAAUAACUGUUUGAAAUUUAAUUAUAAGGCUUGUCUGUUAUUUAUUUCAGGUUCAUCUGGGUUUUAACAAACAAAAAAAGCAUGGCAAACUUUUACCCACAACCUAAAAGAAAUAACAGACAGUACUUCAAUAUAUACCCAUGAAAUAAACUGUGAUUUAGAUUAUGUAUGCAUAAAGGAAAAGAUAUGACCAACCUACUAGGCAGACAACAACUAAUGACAGUGCCUCUCACGAUGUGAUCAUUUGUGGAAUAGUUGUAAUAGACUCGUCUCUCAGAAUCAUCUCGACAUAUUGCCAUUAUUAACACUUGGAUUUACAUUGUCAUCCAUACUGUAGACUCGAGUAACUCCAGUCUGCUACCCGUGCAUAUCAGUGUGUUGCCAGUAUUUUGUAGUCUGUGUUAAUGUUAGACUAGGUUUGUACAUCUUUACAAGUGCUAUGCAAUAAUCAGCCAAAUAAAUACAUUGUGCCACAGUUGGAUUUGUAAUGGCGAAUGUAUUCAUUAUCUUUUGUGCUAAGUGUUUUGUCAUACAUCUUCACUGUCCAAACCCGGUUGCUUCCAAAAAUUCUGCAUCACAUUUUGGUACAUUAGUUACCUGCCAAUGUUAGAUUUGUCACAACAGGUGCUUCAGUCGGUGUUAUGGUAAUGACAAAGGGUAGAGUAUACUAUUUAUAUGCACCUAUCCAGUUCUGUGUAAGUAAAACUAAUGUGAGUCACUUGUCCAUUAUCAAGAUUAUUUCUUGCAGUGUGAAGAUGAGGUUCCAUUCAGUGUAGCUUACUUUUGUGUUUUCAUCUAAUUAAGGUUGAAGCACACUGUCCUGUGCACACAUCUCCACUAUCUGGACAGUUUGUCUAGAACAUAGGGUUAGUAGUUAAUGAGAGAAAAGUCUGUGUGGUGGCCUUAGACCUAUUAAAUCUGUUGUUAAAGCUCAAUCUGGGUGGGAGUCACUAUGUAUUAGCCUUAAGCACUACACGACCGAGGCCAGUUGAGAUGGCGUCUCUUUAGGAUGUUUUUCUGGCUUUUAUUUGUCAGUUAUGUGUGGUUAUUACUUGAUAAUACAUAUUUGCCUUAUUUAAAUAUCAGUCACUCAUACAAAAUACAUAACUAGUACUAAUAUAAAAAGCUAUAUGUUGUCAAAAUAAUUUAUUGAGAGGUGAAUAUUCCAAAAAUGCCUGAUUUCUGCCUUAUUUGUCAGUACUAAGGAUUUAAAAAACAAAAAUCCUAAUUGCGGUACCCUCUGCCAUCAUAUAGGUUUUGUUGUUUAUACCGAGAAGGAGGAAUAUACCACUUCCGUAAAAAAAAUUUCACAAACUGCAGUAGACAAUAAGUCGAUUCUGAUUUUGUUUUAUUUUUUAAAGCGAUUUCAUCAUUUGAGUUGGGAAAGUUAUACUUAAUUUGAGGGAUAGAAUUCAGGGAGUUAAGCCUUGACAAGAAAAUUUGAGAGAGAGAGUAAUGGUUUUGUGGGAUUUGAAUAAAGGAAGUAACGUUUUGGGUUUAGAGGGAAAUUAAGGUUUGAUUUUAAAGAAUUUUAGUUGGUGAAAUUUACAGUUCAGUGGUGGGACAAUUGAGUUGGGGAGGAGGUAUGUUUAGUUUUGAGUUGAGAGGGAGUUGUGUUUAGUUUUGAGUUGAGUUGUGUUUAGUUUUGAGUUGAGAGGGUGUUGUGUUUUUAAAACAUAAAACAUGUUACUCAUCAUAGCUUGGUACAUUGAUCAUACCAACGUGUGAUUCCAUGAUACUCAAACAUACUUUCUUUACUAACUCGUACCAAUCUGCAUGUUCUACCACUGCAAAUACAUGUAGGGUCUUGAUAAAACUUGAUUUGAUUCAACUCAAAUGUUAUGAUUCACAAAACUGGUUGGAAAUUAUUAAAAGUCAUGUUAAUCUCAACUGCUAGACAUUAAUUUCCAGUGUUUUGGCAUAGUGACAGUAUUAUAAAUUGAUCUGUGAAAAUAUUCAAUGCAUUAGGAACAGUCUUACAGACAGUCUUAAAAGCUUUGCCCAAAUUCAUUAAAUGUAACUUGAAGCGGACUCUCUUUCUUGUUAAGUAUGUUCUUAGAAUUAUUUAUAUCACAACAUUAUGAUCCCACUUGUGAGGAGAAGUAUCUAGUGGAUAAGUCGGAUUAGAAAAUAGUUUGAUAUAAAAGUCCAGUCUAUCAGUGUCGAAGGUAAUCUAAUGAAUUGGCAUUUAACUUAUACAUCUGGAGAUUAAUACAGCACCACUUGAACUGUACUGCAGCCAAAACUUAUACAUCUGGAGAUUAAUACAGCACCACUUGAACUGUACUGCAGCCAAAACUUAUACAUCUGGAGAUUAAUACAGCACCACUUGAACUGUACUGCAGCCAAAACAGCAGCUGGAAGUAAUUGUCUGUACCGACAAAGUUUAAACCAGAUAUUGAGACUUUUUACAUAUCUACUGGGUAUUUAAUGAGAUUGUAUGAAUAAAUUACUUAUGAGAAGUGUGAUUCCAGCUUUAUAGUUAAUUACUAUACAUGUUCAUGCAUAUUUACGGAUUUUGUCCUUUUUUCUAGAACACAUUAAAUACACUCUUGUCAGUCUUUUUCACUAUCCUCUUUUUACACAAAACAUUAAUUUCAGUGUUUUGGUUACAAUUACUUGCCAAAACUAGGUGGUGCUUAUUGAUUUCCAAAUGUAUUUAAGAAAUAAAGCUAAAACUUGUAUGAAAACAUUAUUGAAUCAUUGGGCUGCAUUUAUGAAGCCUGUUUUUCUCAUGCUUGUGUGUAACUAUAUACAUUUACAAUGCUUAAGAAAAACAAUACUUGUAAAUUUAGCCCCUCAAGUUUUUAACCUAGUAAUUUUUUAGCAGUUUUUAAUUUACAAGGUAAUUAUUUAUAAAUAUGUAAGUUGAUGUUGAUUUAAAAUAUACAUUUUUAUGUCAGUUUCAGUAUUGUUCAUUAUAGUUACAGUCCAUUUGAUCAGUUCACUUGUGUCGUAAAUGAACUGUAAAUGUAAUAUGUUUUAUAUUUAGUUACAGAUUUCAGAAAGUACUUAAAUUGUGAUAUGUAAAUGACAAAUCUUUAAAGACAUUUUUAUAUAUUAUACUUAAUGCUUAGCAUUAAGCUAGAGUUAUACUAUUUGAAUAAACAUUACAUUAUAACUUUUAUAUACAUCGUCUUAUAAGUGUAGUGCCAACAAUCAGUUAAGAAGAAAAGAUAAUUUGCCUUUUUGUGUGUACUCCUCAGUUACUGGUGUAUGUCCGUUUUUGUGUUUUGUCUUCUAUAAGGUGUAAUGUUUUCAGUAUUGUUGGGUCCCAUCACUCGCCAAUUCAUGUUUAUCAGCUCGUUGAACCUAUUUUGUGUUAACAAGUUUUGAUGUGAUAGAUAAAACUUGCAAUGUAAUGUUUAGCAAUAGUGCUUUCAAAAUCAAAGUUUGUAAAUAUAUUUUUAUAUAUUUGUUUAAAUAUUUAAUACCUUUUAUUCACAGUGGUUUGUAUAUUUGUAUAGUAAAUUGACUUCAGUUGUUAUUUUGUUUAUAUCAUAUAUAUAUUAUAUAUAUAUAUAUAUAUAUAUGUACAGUGUAGUGUGAUCUACAGGUGUUAAAAUAUUAUUGUAAUAUUUUAUAAUACAUGUACACUCCGACAGUGUUUUUAAGUUCAGAGAGUGGAGUACUACAGUGUUUUGUGCUUUAUUUUUGGGAAUAAAAUUUAAAUAGUGAUCAAUUUUAUACUGUCAGGCACAAACUAAAUGACAGGAAAUAAAAUGUCGUAGCUAGGGCGGGAGAGGGGCUAGGGCAGUUGCUUCCCUCAGAACCCCCCCCCCCCCCCCCCCCCCCCGAAAGCAUUAUAGAAACUUUAAAACUGUAUAAGGAGUUUUAGACUAUUAACUACUCAGUUGCCCCCCCAAACAAAAAAUCCUAGCUACUACCCUGUAAACACUGGUGUUAAGCAUUGUCCAUAUACAUGUACAUGGUUAUACACACUGGUGUUGAGCAUUGUCCAUAUACAUGGCUAUACACACUGGUGUUGAGCAUUGUCCAUAUACAUGGCUAUACACACUGGUGUUGAGCAUUGUCCAUAUACAUGGCUAUACACACUGGUGUUGAGCAUUGUCCAUAUACAUGGCUAUACACACUGGUGUUGAGCAUUGUCCAUAUACAUGGCUAUACACACUGGUGUUGAGCAUUGUCCAUAUACAUGGCUAUACACACUGGUGUUAAGCAUUGUCCAUAUACAUGGCUAUACACACUUGUACGGCAAACACAGGCUUUGGGACUUCAGCUCAUUUUUAAAAUAUAUAUUAUAAUUUUGUUGGUUAAUUUUAUAAAAGAUCCCUUGCUGAUAUUGGUAAACUAUAGCAGGUUUCCUCUGAAGACUAAAGGUCAAGAUUAACAUGUUUGACAUCCAGUAGUGGAUGAUUAAUAAGUAAAUGUGCUCGUUAAACAAAACAAACUUCAACUACAUUCAGUCGGAAGGUCAUAUGAAGUCCAUGUUUUGAUUACUCAUGAUCUUCGUAAGUUAUAGGUCACGUCUCAGUGUUCUAACCAUCUGAGAUUUGUGAUAUUUUUUGGGGAGUAAAAUACUGAAAUCGGUUUCUUUUUUUAUAAUUCAAUAUGGUCUCAAUAAAAGUUUAUAUCUAAUAGUUUUUGAUUGUCAUCAGUUUAGGUGUUUGCCAGAGAAGAAAAAGAAAAAUACAUAAAAAUUAUAACAGUAUUUCACAUUUAAAUUAAUGAUCUGGUACACAAUUCAGAAACUCUUGCAACUUUGUAAUCAUGCAGUACAGUGGGAAAAUAUUGAAAGGGCACUGUGAUGUUGCUAAAGACAAUUUUGUGAAUUGGGCCUCAGAUCGUUUUUGAAAUUCAGUAGGCUUAUAAAGGCAAGACAAUCGAAACAGGUUUACAGUAGGAAAUAUUCCGCAUAGAACACCUCAGUGCCUUGCUUUACACAAGUAUCACACACCAGCAUGUUUUAUUGUUAACAUAACUCCACUCUACCGAUCCCACCAUUUUGUCUUCUUUUUUUAUUCUUUUUUCUUUUUUUUAGUUACUUAAUCACCUCAUACUCUAAAUUUGUGCUUCCAAUUGUUUUCUAACAUAAUCUCGUUUCCAUGCACAUCCUGCCCAGGUUUUUUUUAAUGGUUUUUAUCAAACUUAGCUUGAUGACUGUUUCUACAUCAGAUUUAUGGGUGAAAUGAUUUAUUGAUCCAUUAUCAAGCAUUAUUGGUGUAUACAGCUGUGUUUGAAAGUCUCCAUUUAUAACAAAUGUUAAAACACUUCAAGAUGAGCACACUACUUUCCAUACCCCUCAUUAUAUGUUAACCGUGCCCCCCCCCCCCCCCCCCAACUGUUUUAUUAAUAAAUAUUUGUGUGUUAAAAACUAUACCUUGGUGCAGUUUAUAUAAAAUAUAGAGAAUUCUGCCAAAAAUACUUUUCUACUAGUGGUAGGAGCAGCUGUAUGUAAAAGUGAUGUUGUUUUUCGCUUCAGGCAGCAGGCAGACGGACGGUCAUGUUCUACUUGUAGAGGAUUGUAUAUCUGUGACUUACCCUUCCUAGGUGUGCAGGCAGCUUACCUGUAGACUCGGCAAGAGUUUCCUUUAUUUUCAGAUGCAAACUUCACACUGUAGAUUUUCUACUGUACAUACCAGGAUGUCUAAUGUACAUAUCAGUGUCUAAUACUGUCCUUUGUACGUCUCAACUGUAUAUAUUUUUAACUAGAUGUUUUCAUGCUCUCUUAUGGUGCUUCGUUUGUCCUGGAAGUGCAAUUGCUUUUGUAGCAAGAAAAUAAAAUAAGUGCAUUAAUAAAAAGUUUUGUAUGCUG
Molecule: messenger RNA, 10783 nt
Organism: Gigantopelta aegis
Lineage: Eukaryota; Metazoa; Mollusca; Gastropoda; Neomphalida; Peltospiridae
Exons: 19
Coding region: 96-4670 (1524 amino acids)
Biological process (GO): protein dephosphorylation; actin cytoskeleton organization; negative regulation of actin filament polymerization
Cellular component (GO): cytoplasm
Molecular function (GO): protein tyrosine/serine/threonine phosphatase activity; actin binding
Source: RefSeq, a predicted model, not a curated record